Tribolium madens (black flour beetle) is the source of this 1438-nucleotide messenger RNA. RefSeq names its product lysosome-associated membrane glycoprotein 1-like. The transcript has 4 exons. Bases 149 to 1120 code for a protein of 323 amino acids. NCBI's taxonomy places the organism in Eukaryota, Metazoa, Arthropoda, Insecta, Coleoptera, Tenebrionidae. The record is from RefSeq and is a predicted model, not a curated record. Gene Ontology annotation, cellular component: membrane.
CGCCAGAGGUCCCAGCCGAAAUGUCAAACGUCCACCGUUUUUGAUCCUAGCAAGCCGUGCACUCGUUGACAUUGUGCUUUUAUCAACACCCUAAUCAGUGUUAUUGUCUCUUAAUACUCGUUAAUAAGUGAGUGAAAUCCCCCAAAUCAUGGGAAUCACAAAAGGAGUCCUCUUUUUGUCUCUUCUGUGUGUUGCACUCGGAGAUAAUGGCAUUAUUCCUGGCACUCGAGUAAGUUCAUCCCCAAACGUUCCUAUAACUUCAGAGACACCAAGGAAUAGCACCACUUUACCACCAAUAACCAUCACCGUGACACCAACCACUUCGACAACCACAACCCAAAAACCAACCACUUCUACAACCACAACCCAAAAACCAACCACUUCUACAACCACAACCCAAAAACCAACCACUUCUACAACCACAACCCAAAAACCAACCACUUCCACAACCACAACCCAAAAACCGACCCCAACCCCCGUCAAUCCUGUUGGAAAAUGGACAGUCAACUACACCAACACCGACAAAAUCUGUCUAGUCCUGGAAGCCGCCCUCGAAAUCGAUCUCCACUACAAAGUGAACAAUUCGAGUAAAACUUUCCCGAUUAAAAUCACAUCAGCGGCGACAUCGCAAGGGGCGUGUGGAAAAACCAUAGAAAAUAUUACUUUGGUUUUUGGACCGGCUAACACGAUUAACUUUAGUUUCAAGAAGAGCAAUGAUAGUAAAAAGUAUGAUCUUCAAUCGGUUAUUGUCAUGUUAAAUGUCACAGUUCCGGGAUUGAAUGGUACCCAAAUCUAUGCUUUGGCUCAUGCCAAAGAUGAGUUCUCGACACCUGUUAGUAAUUCCUACAAGUGUGCCAAAGAACAAUCGUUGAAUUUGACAUCAGUGCCUGCUGGAAAGGAUUUCGGGGGCGAAUUGAGGAUCAGUCAGUUGCAAGUUCAAGCCUUUAAGAAUAGUACCAGCACGAAGUUUGAUGAAGCUCUCGAUUGCCAAAGCUCUGAGACCCCUGAUGUGGUACCGAUCGCAGUUGGUUGUGCCCUUGCCGCAUUGGUCAUCAUCGUGCUCAUCGCCUAUUUGAUUGGGAGAAGACGAUCUCAAGCACGCGGUUAUCUCUCCAUGUGAGUUAUAUUUAAAACACUCCGCUUAUGUACGACGGGUCAGUGUACUCAAUCAAGUUUGUUUCUACGUGUUUGCUUUUAAAUUAGUAUCCGUUUUGGAAUUUGUCCGAUUUGUGUUAAAUUUUUUCCGUUAUGAAAAUCGGUCGACUCCUAUUAUUAUUAGGUGUAAUUUAGUGUCCUGUUUUCUCGAAUUGUAGUAAUUUUUUUAUUAAUUAGUAGUACCAAAUUCCAGAUUUAGAUAAGUGAAGAUUGGUAUGGCUGAAAAUGUAUAGGCUGUGACAGCGAAUUAAAAAUGUAAAUGUUAAUAAAUUUUCUGGGAUAA